UAAAUGACGUUACCCCUCUUCCCUCUCCUCCUCUGUAUCUUACUAUCAAGUUCGUCCAGUAACUUGUAUACAGACCCUGAACAGGAGAGUUGCUCUGCACCCUCCCCUGGAGACUCAGGGACAGCGGAGACCUCUGGAGACUCAGCUGGGGACUGUGGGUGUGGUUCUCUGAAGCGAGAUACUAGUCAGACUAGUAGUAUUCCAGACCAAUACAGUGACGGUAAAGCAGCUAAAGUGUGGAGCUUGUACAUGGGGGGAGGCAACAAAAGAACAGCUGAGUACGGACCCUUACUGAUAGACCUCCUUCACAAACACAAUGUUAAAACAGUGCUGGACGCAGCUGCAGGGACUGGUGUGGACAGUAUCUUACUCCUCCAGUCUGGGUUUAAGGUUACAUCUGUUGAUCUCAGUGAGGAGAUGUUAGCUGAGGCUCGCAGAGAGCAGGAGAGGAGAGCUGAUGAGCCAGGGUUCAAGGAGUGGGAAAUAGGACGAGGUGAUUGGUUGGAUCUAGUGGAGAGCAGUGUUACUCACCCUCCUGGAGGGUACGAUGCUGUUAUCUGUAUUGGAAACUCUUUCGCUCACCUCCCUGAUCCUGCCGGAGACCAAGCUGACCACAAGCGAGCUAUAUCUAACUUUCACAAGCUGCUCCGACCUGGAGGUGUCCUUGUUACAGACCACCGGAACUAUGAUUAUAUCCUAGAACAUGGUACUAUACCUAACACUGCGUCCAGGCUGUACUAUCAGGGAGGUGACAGGAUCCACAAGAUAACCACUAAACUAGGCACUAAAGACGGGGUUUGUAAUCAGAUAACACUAGAGUAUGAGAUAGACAUUACCGGGUACUCUGAUGGGUCUGAUGAUGAGAUUAGGACCAAACAAGAUGGGACUCAGAUCCCCAUUAGCAGAUUCAGCUUAUCUUAUUAUCCUCAUAAGAAGGAACAGUUUGUUGCACUGCUGAAGAGCGUUUUUGGGGAUGAUGCCAGGCAUACUUUGUUACGUGAUUAUAAAACUGAUGUAGAAGACGAAUACAUUCCUAGCUACUUUAUUCAUGUUGUUGAAAAGAUAGGGGAGAAUACAAAGCCACUUGUAGAAGAUACAGAGAGUCAAUCAAGUACUGAUAAUAUGGUGCUCAUAUCAGGGGGAGUAUUCAAGAUGGGAACUGACUCACCUAUUCUAUACAUGGACGCAGAGAGCCCAGCUCGAAACGUCAACCUACCUGACUACUACAUAGACCAACACGAAGUAACCAACUUUCAAUUCUCCGAGUUUAUCAAACAAACGAAUCACGUGACAGACGCUCAGAGGUUCGGCGACUCGUUUGUUUUAGAGGGUUUGUUGAGUGCUGAGGAGGACGCUAAGGUACAGAACGUGGUACAAGCAGCACCCUGGUGGCUGCCAGUGCGGGGAGCCUCCUGGGACCAUCCUGAGGGGAUUGACACUGAUAUCACUGACAGGAUGCAUCACCCUGUAGUGCACGUGUCAUGGAAUGAUGCUAAAGCUUAUUGUUCCUGGGCAGGUAAGAGAUUACCAACGGAAGCAGAGUUUGAGAAAGCGUGUCAAGGAGGGAAGGAUGAUAGCUUGUAUCCGUGGGGAGAUGAUGAAACAGUUGGAGAAGCUCACCAAGCUAACAUCUGGCAGGGAAAGUUCCCAAAAGAGAACACACUAGAAGACGGCUACAAAACCACCGCCCCAGUGGGCUCCUACCCUGGUAACAACUACGAAGUGCACGAUCUGAUAGGGAAUGUGUGGGAGUGGGUAGAGGACUGGUGGACUACUCACCACUCCCCUGACGGUGCACCGCCUCCCACAGGGCAGGAGAAGGUUAAAAAAGGGGGCUCCUUCAUGUGCACUAAGCAGUAUUGUUAUAGAUACAGGUGCCCUGCCCGGACUAAAACAAGUGCUGAUACUACGGGUCUUAAUGUUGGGUUUAGGUGCGUGAAGUCAGUGUGAGCUGUACAUUGUGUGAGAUCAG
This is a messenger RNA of Bolinopsis microptera, 1972 nucleotides long. RefSeq lists its product as uncharacterized. The record is from RefSeq and is a predicted model, not a curated record. The coding region runs from base 4 to 1950 and encodes 648 amino acids. Lineage: Eukaryota; Metazoa; Ctenophora; Tentaculata; Lobata; Bolinopsidae. The transcript is spliced from 6 exons. Gene Ontology annotation, cellular component: endoplasmic reticulum. Gene Ontology annotation, molecular function: glycine N-methyltransferase activity.